This is a messenger RNA of Paramecium sonneborni, 1303 nucleotides long. NCBI's taxonomy places the organism in Eukaryota, Ciliophora, Oligohymenophorea, Peniculida, Parameciidae. The record is from the annotation of a GenBank genome assembly.
AUGGGAAAUUGCUGUGGAUAAUCAACAAUAUUGGAAUGUCAAUAAUAACAAAUAAUUACUAAAGAUUAAAUGGAAGCAGAAUAAGCGAAUAAAGCUGCUAUAAAAAUCUAAUGUAAUUCAAAUAAAUAUUGCCUAAGCUUUUGUUAGAGGAUACUUGAUUAGAAAAAAACACAAGAAUUAUAAAAAUAAUAAUAGUGCGGCAAUAACAGCUACUAAUGAAUACAGUUCAUCGAACAAAUAAAGCAGGUAGGAAAUUUAAUUGGGCGAUCUCAAAAAGUUUAACUCUUUUUCAAAAGAAACAAACAUACAUUAAAAUGUAAAAUAAAUUGAGAAGGUACCAGAAAGUCUUGAUAAUUUAACAAAAUCAGUAUAGUUAUUAUUUAAAUUUGAUUUCCUUUUUAGUUGAGAAAAGGCCUGCCCUAAUUUAUUUAUGAUGUUAACGAAUCGGAACCAGACUUGAUAAUGAGAGGACCUGUACAAGAUGAAUACGAUCAUAUUUAUAUAGGUUAAUGGAAGGAUAAGUAUAACCCUUGGCUAUUUUAGUGAAAAAUGGGGUAAAGGAAUAUAAUACUGGCCAGAUGGAUCAUAUUAUGAAGGUUAUUGGAAGAAUAAUAAAUAGAAUGGGAAAGGAAGAUCAAUACAUGUAGAAGGAGAUGUUUAUGAAGGAGAUUGGAAAGAUGAUAAAGCUCAUGGUUAUGUAAAUACAUAUAGUAUUUCAUUAGGGCAAGUUAACUACUUCUAAUGGUGGAUAUUACAUAGGUGAAUGGGUUAAUGAUAAAUAAAAUGGUAAAGGAAAAGAGCAUUGGCCAGAUGGAGCAAGUUUUGAAGGAAAUUAUGUUGACGGCAUCAAAUUCGGAUAAGGAGUAUAUGCUGUUGCAAAUGGAUCCUAAUAUAUUGGAGAGUUUGCAGACAAUUGUUUUUGUGGUUAUGGAAUAUAUAAAUGCUCUGAUGGAACUAAAUAUAUUGGAUAUUGGAAAUAAAAUAAAAUGAGUGGAUAAGGAGUAAGAUUUAUAAAUUUAAUAAAGGAAUUCUAUUGGAAUGAUGGUUCUAAAUAUAUUGGAGAAUUUCUUAAUGAUUAAAGAGAUGGAUAUGGUACUUUCUAUUAUGGUGAUGGAAGAGUAAAUCUUCUUAUAUUAUUUAGAUAUAUAAAGGAUUAUGGAGAAAUGGUAAAAGACAUGGAAAUGGUAUAUAUAUAGGCAAAAAUAAAAUGGAAAAGUAAGGCAAAUGGUAAAAUGGAAUAUUUGUAGAAUGGGAUAGAUAAUUUACAAAUUCAUCUGUUGGAGAUGAUCCUUUAUUUCAUUGA